Molecule: messenger RNA, 1528 nt
Organism: Pelobates fuscus (common spadefoot toad)
Lineage: Eukaryota; Metazoa; Chordata; Amphibia; Anura; Pelobatidae
Exons: 4
Coding region: 142-1164 (340 amino acids)
Source: RefSeq, a predicted model, not a curated record
GGCUUACCGCGGGAAGGAGCUGUGUGAAUGCAGGCUGGGUAACAACGUUCUAUUCCCAGAAUCCCUUGCACCACUCUACUUGGCAUGACUGAAGGGCAAUAGGAUACUGUGCACAUACCUGCUGUCAGGGAAAUAUUUAAAAUGCCGAAGUGUUUGAUAAAAGGCUGUCCUUCCAAAACCGGAGGUCAAACGGAUGCCUUUCUUCAUAUGUUUCCACGAAACAUUAAACGUAUAACAGAAUGGUUGCAGAGAACUGGCCAUAAACUGGAGGAUCUUCCUGGUUUUGCCGAAAAAGUUCUUGAAGACAAAAAGGGAUACAAGUACAGAAUUUGUUCCACACAUUUUCCUGAGACAGUAUAUACAAUGAAAGGAAGCCGUAAAUGCCUGACGGAAUUUGCUAUUCCAGAACUGAAUCUUGAAAUUCAGUCUAAUGUUAAAGAACGUAUUUUCUCCAGUAGAAGAAAAAGACCAAAAAUAAAUGUCUCAGAAGCCCAAACCUCAACAACUACUAUCAUGGUGGAUCGUGGCAUGAACACAGAGCAAUUGGAAACCCGAAAUGCAAGCACUGAGACCGAUGACCAAUUAGGUGUUGAUCAAAGUUCAAAUUUUACUCUCACCAAACAUAUAAAAAUAGAAAGCAAUGAUGAUUACAUGGUUGAAGGUUUCAAACGUGGUGCACCAUUGGUAUGUAUGGCUCAUCCUGCCGAAGAAGCCUCACAGUUUAAAGGGUUUAUUAUCAAAUCUGAAAAGGAAGAUGAAGAUCAAAGUCAAAAUUUUAUCCCCAUCAAACAUGUAAAACAAGAAAGCAAUGAUGAAGAUUACAUGGUUGAAGGUUUCCAUCAUGUUGCACCAUUGGUAUGUACGAUGCGUCCUUCAGAAGAAGCCUCACAGUUUGAAAAGUUUAUCAAGACUGAAAAAGAAGAUGAAGACCAAAGUCAACAUUUUACCCCCAUCAGACAUAUAAAGCAAGAAGAAAAUUAUGAAGACUACAUGGUUGAAGAUGUCAAACGCGUUGCACCAUUAGCAUGUACGUCUGAUCCUGCAAAAGAAACCUCACUACUCAAAGAGCCUACUAUAAAGUCUGAAAAUGAAGACAAAUAUUUUAAUCCUGAUGCUCCCAGUGAAUAUGAAGAAACGUAUAAGUCGGUUGCCUUCAGCACUUGAGACUAGGUGCAGCACAAGUACCUGUACACAGGCUUACAGAUCCUCGUGUUAGACAAUCCCAUGCUUGGAGUCACCAGGUUGUGAUAUUCCAAAACUUGAAGACUUUGCUGGAUCAUAUACAGUUUACAGUUUUGUGUCACCAUAUGGAUAUUAAUGUUUAAAUUUUUUUGUUCAUUGACAUUCAUUUCAUCUCUGUUUUCUAAAACAUUACAAUUUACUGUAGGGGUUGCUUUACUUUGAAAUAGUGUGUGUGUGUACGUGCCUUUACAGUGAGCACCACAAAUAGUACAAUAUGCUGUAGUGGUAGCAGAGAUUCAAAUCUUGCUGUAAUGUAACUUUUAAAAUAAAUAAAUAAGUGAAUUGA